AUGGCCUCAACAUCAGCGGCAUUGAAGUUGCUAGCCCAAGAAAACACUCUGUCUGAAUUGUUCGUACGAGGUGAAGACGAGAGACCCAAGGUGGCCCACAACGCAUUCCGCGAUGAUAUUCCGGUGAUAUCACUCGCCGGCAUUGACGUUUCGGCCGAACGGAGAUCGGAGAUACGUGAAAAGAUUGCGGAAGCCAGUGAAGAAUGGGGCUUGUUUCAGGUAAUUGACCACGGAAUUGACCCGGACCUGAUUUCCAAAAUGACUAGACUUUCCCAGGAUUUCUUUUCUUUGCCGGAUGAUGAAAAGCUCCGGUUCGAUAUGUCCGGCGGUAAAAAGGGCGGUUUUAUAAUAUCCAGCCACCUUCAGGGAGAAGCUGUUAUGCACUGGCGGGAAUUGGUGACGUUUUUUUCAUACCCAAUCGGUGCCCGGGACUAUUCCAGGUGGCCGGACAAGCCCGAGGGAUGGAAAGCGGUAACGGAGGCAUACAGCGAGAAUGUAAUUGGCCUAGCCCGGAAGAUACUGGAGCUAUUAUCUGAGGCAAUGGGACUGGAGAAGGAUGCCAUUGCAAAGGCUUGCCUGGAAAUGGAUCAGAAGAUUGUGGUGAAUUUCUACCCAAAGUGUCCGCAGCCUGACCUGACGCUCGGUAUUAAAAAGCACACUGACCCGGAUACCAUCACGGUGCUGGUCCAGGACCAGGUUGGCGGGCUACAGGUUACCAAGGAUGGAGGGAAGACCUGGAUUACUGUCCGGCCCGUUAAGGGAGCGCUUGUGGUUAACAUCGGUGAUCAUGUUCAUUAUUUGAGCAAUGGACGUUUCAAAAGCGCAUUGCACCGAGCAGUGGUGAACUCGGACAGCAGCAGGCUUUCGAUUGCGACGUUUCAGAAUCCAGCACCAGAAGCCAUUGUUUACCCUCUCAUCAAUAGUAAUAUCAGGGAAGGGGAGGAGAAGCCAUUACUGGAAGAGCCCAUCACUUUUGCGGAGAUGUACAAAAGAAUAUUUAGACGAGGCCUCAAACUUGGUGAAGGGAAGCCACAAAAUCAGACAGAGCUGGAUUUGACGGAUAUAAUAGCUUAA
Messenger RNA from Oldenlandia corymbosa var. corymbosa, 1074 nucleotides. The record is from the annotation of a GenBank genome assembly. Lineage: Eukaryota; Viridiplantae; Streptophyta; Magnoliopsida; Gentianales; Rubiaceae.